Messenger RNA from Thlaspi arvense, 1632 nucleotides. NCBI's taxonomy places the organism in Eukaryota, Viridiplantae, Streptophyta, Magnoliopsida, Brassicales, Brassicaceae. The record is from the annotation of a GenBank genome assembly.
GCAAAAUAAAUGGACUGUCUUCAAAUAUUACUUCUCUCAGUAUUUCUCUUUUUAUCUACCAAAUUAUUGCUCACAAAAUCAAAGACAAAGUCAAAUUUUCCGCCGUCUCCGGCAAACUCAUUGCCCGUGAUCGGCCAUCUCCACCUCAUAAAGCGACCGUUCCAUCGGAAAUUUCUUUCUCUCUCCCAAACCCUCGGUAAUGCUCCAAUAUUCCACCUCCGCCUCGGACAACGUCACGUGUACGUCGUCUCGUCACGUACCAUCGCCGAGGAAUGUUUCACCAAAAACGACGUCGUUUUGGCGAAUCGGCCUGUGUUGAUGAUAAAUAAGCAUUUAGGGUAUAAUGCUACACAUAUGAUCGGAGCAUCUUACGGCGAUCACUGGCGGAGCCUCCGUCGAAUCACCACUUCUGAGAUAUUUUCGUCUCUUAGGCUCUCUACGUUUUUGCAUAUCCGUAAAGACGAGAUCCGACGGCUUAUACUACGUCUCUCCCGAGACUCUUUACACGGAUUUGUGGAGGUGGAGAUGAAAUCACUAUUUACAAACUUGGCAUUCAACAACAUCAUCAGGAUAAUAGCUGGGAAGCGAUACUACGGCGAUGAUGCAGAUGACGAAGACGAAGCCCAAUUCGUGAGACAAUUGGUGUCUGAGGUUGUUGCCGGCGAUAGUGGAAGAAAUCCAGCUGACCAUCUUUCGUUUUUGCGAUGGUUCACGGAUUCUGAAGCACGGAUCAAAGAUGUGGCUCAUCGUUUCGACGCAUUCUUGCAAAAACUAGUUGAUGAGAAGCGUGCGGAGAAAGAAAAAAGUAAGACGAUGAUUAAUCACUUGCUUUCUCUCCAAGAAACCAAACCUGAUUGCUACACCGAUGUUAUCAUCAAAGGAAUCAUCCUUGAUUUGAUUGUUGCGGGGACGGAUACGGUAUCCAUAACGCUAGAAUGGGCAUUGUCUAAUUUGUUGAAUCAUCAAGAGAUCCUGAAGAAAGCAAUAAUUGAAAUUAAUGAUCAAAUCGGUUUGGACCGGUUAAUCGAUGAACCAGAUAUUGUGAAUCUCCCUUAUCUGCAAAACGUAAUGUUAGAAACGCUACGUUUGUAUCCUCCAGCUCCAUUGUUACUCCCUCACCUGUCAUCGGAAGAUUGUGAAGUGGGAGGCUACCAUAUGCCACGUGGCACAAUGUUAUUGAUGAAUGUGUGGGCCAUGCAUAGAGAUCCGGAAUUAUGGGAAGAGGCAGAGCGUUUUAAACCGGAGAGGUUUGAAAAGGAAGGGGAAGCUCAGAAGCUUAUGUCGUUUGGGCUAGGACGACGGGCUUGUCCUGGAGCAGGGCUUGCUCAUCGGUUAAUGGGCUUGGCUCUUGGGUCGUUGGUGCAGUGUUUCGAGUGGGAGAGAGUUGGUGACGAACGAAUUGAUAUGAGGGAAGGGAAAGGAGUGACGAUGCCCAAAAAGGAGCCAUUGCGAGCCCUAUGCAAAUCACGUGCUCUUGCCGGUAACGUUCUUGCUGUGAACUCUUUGUAAAUUUGAAUCAUUUUUCACGAUUUGUGUGUGUCAUUUUUGCACAGAACCAAUGCUAAUGUAUCUCUAAUCGUGUGUCAUCCUUGUACUAAUUUUUUUAUUAGUAGUGUCAGUGUUAUAACCGGG